This is a messenger RNA of Cucurbita pepo subsp. pepo (vegetable marrow), 1958 nucleotides long. RefSeq lists its product as uncharacterized. Lineage: Eukaryota; Viridiplantae; Streptophyta; Magnoliopsida; Cucurbitales; Cucurbitaceae. The record is from RefSeq and is a predicted model, not a curated record.
GGAACGUUGUACAACUACAAGCACGUAAAAGCCCGCCAUUGGAGAGAUUCAAAAAGUGGGAGAGAGAAAAUUUUGCGGGUUUCCGAAGGGGAGGCUUCCGGCGGCGAUUAGGAUGCCGAUGAGGGGGAAAUCAGGGAAGAAGCCACUGAGGGAUGUAUCGAACCAAAAAUACGGCCGAACUUCCUCCAAAUCUGUCGCUACUGCUAAGAGAAAGGAAGAUGAUUACAAGUCUAAGGUUGAAGAGCAAGAUGAUGCUCUCGAUCGUCUUCUUCUGGUUCAGUCCGAUCUCUCAGCGUUCACUAAUCAGACUGAUGAACUUGUUGUGAAAGCAUUUGAACUGAAGGAAAUGGGGAAACAAGGGAGGAAACAGAUCGAAUCUUUCACUCAUAUCUUAUCUGAUAUGCUAUCUUCUUUGAAGCCAUGGGUUCCCAGACUUCAGAAGGUGCUCUCUUCUCCAUCAAAAGGUAUUGAUGGUGAUAUAGAACAACCCUUGUCUAGUGAAAGCAAUGUGAUGGUUAACGAUACGGAAAACAGUGUUAUUGACAGCCCAGACCAAGCUGAAGUUCGAGAUCUGAUCUCUCCUUCACCCCUCGUAUCAUGGCGUGCUGGAUGCAAUAUUGAGAGAGGAAGACAAUUGUUUUUACUCACACCUCUUCCUAUUUCUAAAUCACUCUCAUCUAAACAUGUGAAAUAUUCUAAAUCUGCACUUAGUGGAAUGACUUCGAGCAUACUCGAGGGCGCACAACCAUGUUUUAUUGCAUGUGGAGAUUUAAACGAGAAUGAACUUGAAGGUAAAGUACUUGAGCCUGGUAAGACUUCUGGUCCUGAUUUAACAACACUAGGGGAGAAUCUGCUUGAAGGUAAUGGAAUUGCGCCAAGUACUGGUAAGCCAUCUGGGUCUAAUUUAACUAAACUGGGGGAGAAUUUGUUAGAAGGUAAUGGAAUUGCGCUUAGUGGUGUUGAGCCUUCUGGGUCUGAUAUAGCACAAGUUGAGAUAACUCAUCAGCGUGGAUUUGCUUCCCCACCUAUGUUAUCAAAGAAAAAUUGCUCUAUGCUAGUUAUGACUCCCUGCUUAAAAAUGUCGCCACCAAAAUCUUGUGUGCUGCUCGAACCCAUUUCUGAGUCGUCACAUAAAGACAAAAAAAUGGUUUAUAAGGCCACACCUUUUCCCGUUGGAGUUCAGGAUUACUCCUCUGGCGGUGACGCUUCUGAUGGACUGGCUUUCAAGUACCCAGAACUCUUGGGAAUUCAACAGGCUCACAAAUUAGAAAUUAGAAAGGAGGUUGAAGCCUCACCAGACUGGUUUAUGUCACCUCCAAAAACAUGUGUUUUACUGGAGCCGUCUGAUUUUCAUUCAGUGAAAAGUGCUGCUUGUUACGGAUGUCACGAAGCAAAGAAAUCUUUCGGCGACGAAGGUCCAGUUGGGGUCAGCUUGCCGCACAUAGAUAGCACUCCCAUGUUGAAGGAAUGUGAAAGUGUAUUUCGGGUUGGCAAACGUGCUGGAGAAGAGACUCUUAAAAAAGAACUCUGGCUGAAAUUUGAAGCAGCAUCAGCCAAUCCAUAUCGUUUUGAUCAAGCUCUUCAAACGACAUCAAAGAAAGUUUUCCUGGACAUGCUGGACGAGGUUUCAUGUGAUUAGUUGCGGAACUGCUGUUACAACUUGGAAGUGCGAACCGGGAAGGGCAUUGCAUUAGAUGUUGCGCUUGUGCAUUCCUCGGCCAGGUGAAACAAUCUUGUAAAUUGUACUCUUCUGUACCUUAAAGGUGCGUAGAAAGAUAAACCCUGUAAUGAUGCUGGAAAAGAGCAUGCUCUCAAGUGUAGGAGGCUACAUUUUGCCCAUAAGCAUGAGCAAAAGCUGUAUACAAUGGUUGUAAAGAUCAUUCCAGUGUCAUCGUACUGUAAUGCACACGACAUUCCACAGAUAUUCUGAGCAUUUUAUAUGAGCGUAUUUGAGUAAA